Microsporum canis CBS 113480 is the source of this 1224-nucleotide messenger RNA. Its product is annotated as acetyltransferase. Bases 1 to 1224 code for a protein of 407 amino acids. Gene Ontology annotation, molecular function: acyltransferase activity, transferring groups other than amino-acyl groups. NCBI's taxonomy places the organism in Eukaryota, Fungi, Ascomycota, Eurotiomycetes, Onygenales, Arthrodermataceae. The record is from RefSeq and is a predicted model, not a curated record. The transcript has 2 exons.
AUGGCCAAAAUAUAUGUACAUCCUGACCCGUCUCGCAGGCUGGUCGCCCUCCUGCAACGCCAUCUGCCGCACUCUGGCCCUGUACUGCGAGUCAUUCAAUCCUUUGGAAUCCUCCCGCGCUCUGCAGAAGCUUGUGUGCUCGCCACGCUCCCUCCAGACGCAGAAUCAGACACAGAGGCAGAGAAUGGGGGUCGAGGCGCGAGUUCAGUGCCAGAAGACCCCUGGAUGGUGGCAUAUGUAGAUGUAUUCCGCUACCCCGAGACCCAGAUAUGGAUAUACUCGAGCCUGGAGGCCGACGGGAUGAACGAGACUGUUGGAGAUGUGAUCAAGACUACACUGACGGCCGAUGAAGAGACGCAACGGCAGGCCUGCGAGCAGCUCCGAAGUCUGCUGGCGUACGUUCGCACGAAGCUGGUGCCGUCACUCUUGUCCACGCCGGGAGCAACGGAGAAGAACAUCGUCCGCAGCCAGACGAACGGGAUCAAGAAGGUGCCCGUCGUUCCUCCGACUGGACUCUUGAUGGGAACGGUGAAUGACGGUCUAUCUGUGCUAUUCAACCAGCUGGGAUACAGGGAUGAACACGACCCUUUCUCCUCUGGUCAUAAGAAACCAUUCUUUCACGUCAACCGUGUCGAUCUAUGCGUCAAGUUCAUGUUUGACCGGUCUCAUUACGACUCUGGUGACAACAAGCCAACGCCCGGAUAUCGGUUCCAUGACCGCAAGGGCCGCCAUGGCAUCCAGGACCAUCAGUUCAGUCUCGUCCUGAGUCGGACGCACAUACAGCGCACUCGAGCGUCAUUCCCUGCCAGCGUGGCACUCUACUGCAGCACGGCAGAGGAUGCAGCCGCGAAACCUCCGGGCGAGACCUCGUCUGGGGACAAGGAGGGAGCCAACUCCGAAGAAAUGCCUGUUGGUUGGGCGUUUUUCACGUAUGACGGGAGCAUGAUCGUCCUACACGUCGAGCCGGAGUACCGAGGACGGGGCCUGGCGUCUCUGCUUUCAAGGGAGAUCAUGCGCCGGGGCAUGGGCCAUGACGCCAUUCAUGCUCUGCAGCUGGAAGGCGAUGUCGAGGGGAGGGAAAGGGGGUGGGUGUUUGCCGAUGUCAGUAUAGACAACACUGCCAGCCAGAGGGUGAUGCAGAAGCUGGGAGGGCGGCCGGGCUGGGCUAUGAGAUGGAUUGGAGGGGAGUUCACUGGCGUCAGUCCUGUUAUAGAUGGUACAUAG